AAAAAGCAGAAAUCGUGUCUUCAAACCGGAUCGAAAUCGUCUCUAAUUUUUGGCAAAAUAUGGAAUGAAAACCUGCAUGAAUAUAAAUCUUUACUUCUAUGUGUAGUCAAGGAAACAACAUCAUGGCUAGUGUAUUUCAACAGGAUUAAUUCUAAAUACUAUACAGAUUUGAUAUCUCCACUGUAGUAGCCUAAUUUUGGAUUUACCUCCAAACUGGGAUCAACCAACCAAUCAAAAGGAUUCAACUGUCAAUCUUGGAUUAUAUAUCAACAAAUUUACGGAUUUGAAUACUGUAUUAACCAAUCAAAAUAGCUGUCUCAACUUACAAUGGUUACAACUUGUCGUUGAUUGUGUCGUUGCCGGGUAUUAGUAAGGAAUGGCUAUAACCGAUAUGGAAGAGGAUUACGACCUCCCUGAUGCAUCACUCGCAAAGGAGUUCUACGCAAAGUAUGAACCAAAGGAGGUCUUAGGAAAGGGUAUUAGUAGUGUUGUACGACGCUGCAUUGAAAAACAAACGGGUCAGGAAUAUGCCGUCAAAAUUAUGGAUGUCACGGAGGAGACGACGUCGGAUGUACAAGCUGAUGAGGUGACAUAUGCAGUAAAGAAAGAAAUCAACAUAUUAAAGAUGUGUGCUGGCCACCAUCAUAUAAUCGCUCUCCAUGAUACGUUUGAGUCAAGCACCUUUAUAUUCCUAGUCUUUGAACUAUGUCGCAAGGGGGAGCUGUUUGACUACCUCACUCAAGUCGUAACAUUAUCAGAGAAACGUACACGUACAAUAAUGAGACAAUUAAUCGAAGCUGUGGCUUUUAUACAUGAUAAAGGCAUCAUACACAGAGACCUCAAGCCUGAGAAUAUUCUGCUAGAUGACAAUCUUAACAUUAUGCUAUCAGACUUUGGGUUUGCACACGUCAUGGCCCAGGGGGAGACUCUAACUGACCUGUGUGGCACCCCAGGGUACCUAGCCCCUGAGGUCCUUGCAGUGUCCAUGUACGAGCAGGUGGAUGGCUAUGGCUGUGAGGUCGAUAUGUGGGCAGUUGGGGUCAUUAUGUAUACUCUUCUAUCAGGUCACCCUCCAUUCUGGCACAGAAAGCAAAUGUAUAUGCUGCGUGCAAUCAUGGAGGGCAAAUACAAAUUUGGUAGCCCUGAAUGGGAUGACAUUAGCGACCCUCCGAAAGAUCUGAUAUCAAAACUAUUAGUUGUAAAUCCUAAGAAAAGACUGACUGCCAAGCAAGCAUUAGAACAUCCAUUUUUUAAGAGAGAGACUGUACCAGUGAAAGAAUUUAAUGCCAAAAGAACAUUUAAAGUUGCCAUUAUAGCAGUGUUAACAACAUUUAGGAUCCGAAAUCUACACUUCAACCCCCCUCCCAUAUCAAUAGACACUAUUAAACAUGAUCCAUACAGUGUGAAAAACUUUAGGAAAAUUAUAGACGGGUGUGCAUUUAAAGUAUAUGCCCAUUGGGUCAAAAAGGGGGAGGAACAAAACCGUGCUGCUCUAUUUGAAAUUACUCCAAAAAUGGACUUGAAGGUUGCCCAGAAUUCACACAGGUGAUACAGGUUGAUCUAUUAGCAUGGCCUGGUUAUUGCAGCAUGAUUGUUGAUUGAGCAGUUUAAAUGGCCGACAUUGGAACAAGCUUAUUAUUCAUUGUAAACAAUGUUUGUUAACAAGUGACUCAACUAAUAUGUUAAUGACAUCAACCAUGUGGCUUGUUACUAUAGCAACUAAGGUGGGGAUUACCCAGAGACAAACCAAAUAAGGAAUGACGAUAUGUGAAAUCGCUUUUAUUGGUGUAGUACUGCACACCUCUAAGUAGUGCUACAAGAGAUGUUGUUAUAAUACUAUUGAUGAUGGACUUCGAUACUCAAUAUGUUAGGGUCAUUAUAUAUGUUUAAAUACAUCUCAAUUGUAUUGCAUGAUUGUCAUUAGAUAAAAACCCGAGUGCUCUAAUACCAUUUUU
Molecule: messenger RNA, 1955 nt
Organism: Owenia fusiformis
Lineage: Eukaryota; Metazoa; Annelida; Polychaeta; Sabellida; Oweniidae
Source: the annotation of a GenBank genome assembly